ACUCCAUACUUAUAGUUUAUCAUCUACGUAAUAUACUCAAAAUAGCCAUUGUUCCCAAGUUCCUUGCUAAGUGUUUACUGUAGGUGUUUUGCUCUUCGCGUGAUCUAAGUAUUCUAGUUUUGGGCGCGGUCAGUUGUUUCGUACAUAUAUCACAAGGCGGCCCAAAUAAGCCGCCUUAAACGACGCCUUCACAACUAAAAUUAACAUUUUUGCAAUUCAAACCAAGCUAUUGUUCAAUAAAUACUCCAUUUUCGAUUUUGACGACCGUAUAUAAAGAAACGUUGAACGGUUAGACUUUAUUCCAUUGUGAGUUAGCUGAAGGAAACAUGAAAACGAUCACUUUCGUAGUCUUGGCCCUGGCCGCUGUCAGCUUCUGUCAAGCUGAAGACGAUGGGCAGUACCACCCUGAACUGUACGGUAAUGGUAAAUACCAAAGCCUUCUACAAAGGCAUGGCAAAUACUACAACUACCAACCGUACCAACCUUACUACCAGGCGUUGAGCAGGGACCUGUUGACGCCUUUGGUGAAAUACGGCGACGGUGUGGAGCAAGUUACCGCGCUCCCUUCCACCGCUGUCACUUACCGCACUCCGGUUCCUGUAGUGUCAACUUUUGCUCCACUUGUAUACUCUACGCCUAAACCAUUUGUGGCUAGCACGAGGGCUCCAGUCGCCGUCUACCACAAAACAAUCGCUGACGGCGCCGCCAGCAUCCUCCGUGACGACAGAGCCUUCGACGAUAACUCUUACCGUUAUGCAUACGAAACAAACAAUGGAAUUGCUGCUGAAGAAUCAGGAGUCGUUGAUUCCUCAGUAAACGGUGUAGGAGGUGGUACCAGGGUACAAGGAUUCUACGAAUACAUAGGCGACGAUGGUCUUAAAUACAGGGUGGACUACAUCGCCGACGAAAACGGUUUCAGAGCGAGCGGGGCGCAUCUGCCCAAAGCUCCCUAAACCAAAUUAGACCAAUUUAAGUUAUCGAUGUAAAAUAUUACGAAAUCUGAAAUACAAUAUUUUUAUAGCA
Trichoplusia ni (cabbage looper) is the source of this 1023-nucleotide messenger RNA. It is a transcript of the gene CPR40, whose product is annotated as larval cuticle protein LCP-30-like. The transcript has 3 exons. Gene Ontology annotation, cellular component: chitin-based extracellular matrix. The record is from RefSeq and is a predicted model, not a curated record. NCBI's taxonomy places the organism in Eukaryota, Metazoa, Arthropoda, Insecta, Lepidoptera, Noctuidae. Gene Ontology annotation, molecular function: structural constituent of chitin-based larval cuticle. The coding region runs from base 327 to 953 and encodes 208 amino acids.